Molecule: messenger RNA, 663 nt
Organism: Echinostoma caproni
Lineage: Eukaryota; Metazoa; Platyhelminthes; Trematoda; Plagiorchiida; Echinostomatidae
Source: the annotation of a GenBank genome assembly
AUGUGCGGCUCCGGGAUCGGCUCUUUCGCAUCCAACCCGUUUUUGGCCUGGCUCUUGGACACGUCCACUUGGUGGGGAGCGUUAAUUAUCCAGGGUGGGAUCCUCCUGAAUUGUUUCGUCUCGGCUGCCUGUUUCCAUCAUGCGGAUGCUAUUCGAUUUCGCCCGAAAAUUUCGAUGAUGCAACUAACUGGUGGUGAUCAGUCUGUACACUUGGAACAGGAUCGAAAAUGUUCUACAAUGAGGUCCAUUGUACGCUACAUACUUUGUAUUCCGGCCAAUUUCCGUUUCACGUUUGACGUUCCUAAUCGACCGUCAAGUGCUUUGCAAUACAACCCAGGCGACAGUGUUCCGCAUGAAGUGGAUCAACAAUGCUCGGGGUUACGUGACUCUCUCGCAUCUGCUUUACGUCGGCUAGUCUCCCCCGGGAUUUGGAGGAAUAUGACACUUCUCACAUUCAUUCUUGCCAAUGGUCUGGUUGGAGCCGCAAUCGUUGUACCAUGGACAUUUAUCUACGACUAUGUUUUAGUAUCACUCGGCGGCUCAGACGUGUUGGAUUCUCGAAACGCUGGGCAACUUGCAUGGCUUCCCUCACUCAUUGGUAUGGGUUCUCUUUUUGGUGAGUCGAACUUUGAGGUUGUUGUCACAAUAUUAUUCCAAGGCUGA